ACACACAGAUCCGAACUGGGUGGCUGCGCCGGGAGAACCCCUACACUCAACGGCCCCACUGCUUCAGUCAGCUCCCCGCUCCGGGUGCCCGUCGCCUGUUGCAGCUCGGAGACGUGCGGAAGCCUCCGCUCCGGGGGUUCUCGGAACUUUUCACCCCCGCAUCGCAGCCCGGCUCUGGGAUCUUAAGACAGACCUGGCGUGCCUCAAAAGCACCCUCUCUCCCCCCAUCCUUCAGCGCGGAGGAAGCAGAGUCUCGGGAUUCGGGAUUUUGCGGACGCGCAGUUCAAAAACUCUACCAAGAGACUCCAUCCUGCCUCGCGUCGCGGAGAGUGAGUCACCCGGGAGAACUUUUGGGAACAAAUUUCAAACCAUUCCCAUCAGAGUUUCGAAGAAAUUCGAUUGGAAGACUUAACGCCCUCCGAACUCGGAAUCGCGUCCAGUUUAACUUUGAGUCACAGGUUGGGACUGGAGUGUGGAGAAUGCAGGCGGCUGAACUUCCGCAGCUUCCAAUCCCCUGUCCGCUAAAUGGCUACAUUACAAUGUCUCUGAUAUUUAUAUUUCAGCUUUCUCAGGGCGAACUCCAGAAGUCAGGCGGGGAGUCGUUGUUUGAGACGGAGGAGACUACCAGCUGUCAUGAGGUCUGUUCGUGUCGACCACCCCCGUUACCCCCUCCGCCGCCACCCCCUCCUCCGCCCAGGCAGUCGGGGUCUCCAAUUGUAAAGCCAACAGAUUAUCCGCCAUUGAAGCCCUGGUGGACGGACAUGGUGAUUGUAAUUGCGGUGGGAUGUGCUACGCUUGCCUUCCUGGUGGUGGCUGUUAUUAUCUGCUACAAAGCAAUUAAACGGCAACACUGGAGGGCAGCACUGACGGGAGGACCAACCCAGUACACACCCGGCUCUGGUGUCUCCAUCCCUGCUGGCUGCAACAGGAAGCCCAUGCGGAAAGAAGAAAAUGGGACAAGCCGAACGGAAUAUGCAAUGACUUCCCAAAACAACAAAAUGGUGGACAGAAACAGUGUACUCAUUUAAAAUAGCAGACAGAAACAGUGUACUUAUUUAACCUUAGAAAGGAAGCACCGUCCCACAGUUGUUGUUUCAAGACAGGAGUCUGCUUAGUUUGAAAUGCACGUUACGCAUGUGGAGAGUUUGAAAACGUCCCGCAAGGACAAGGAUCAGGAACUUAUUUCAAACAAAAAUGAACACACAUACUCAGAGCAGAGAAGCAGACUUCCCUUUGGCCAAGUUGACUGUGAGGACAAAGCUGCCAAUCAAAGUAAGAGACAAGACCUUACAAAAGGCAUAAUCAGUAUCAAGAUGUUUCAAUACCCAGUUGAAUUUUAACUCAUUCUUUCAAAUAUUCUAUAAUCUCCAAAAUAAAUGCUAUUCAGUCAGAAUCAGAAGUGUUGAUGUUAAAGUCUUUACAUGCAUGAAUUUGGUAUCAUGGGAACAAAACAGCUCGGUAUAAAAAGAAGAAGAUCACUUCAUAAUCCAAUGAACUAACAAAGAGCAUGGUUGUCCAUCACGCCAUGUGCACUUGCCGUCUGAUUCACUAUGCAAACCCCUUCAUGAAGCAUCUCAUCUGAGUGUACUCAUCCUUUCAAAACACAUAGCCAGUUACGUUUUGAGAAUGACUUUACAAAUAGGUGCUUUUUUUAAUUCUUUGUUGGCAUGUCAUGAUUUAACUGAUAAAGCCUUUUCUACACUGGCAAGUCUGUAGUUGUUUUAAAUCACAAUAAAGAGUUUUAUCAAAAUUACAAAUCAGUAAAAUACUAUUUUUCCCUUAAAGACCAGGCCAUGGGCUUUAUUCUUCAACAUGUUUAUUUUCUAUAUAAUAAGUAUGAAAUAAAUGAAUUAUUAAACCAUAUGGUCUAAGGCUUUCUCUCACUCAGAAUCUGAAUCAGAACCAGGCUUAAUAUCACUGGCAUAUUCUCAUGAGGCUCUGAUACACAGGCAUCUGUCUGAGUUAUCUUGGCUCCUGCUCUGGCUACAGGCUGCUUGCCCUCACUAUCUCUCCACAGGCACAUCCACCUCCAAGUUACAUGCAGUGUUAACAUCAAGCAUGGUAGAUGUAUAGAUGAAGUGCACUGAGAGUUAAUCAUCAUCAUCGUGUACAACAGUCCAGAUAGCUUGUAAUUUCUAGGUAAUCAGAAUCAGGUUUAAUAUCAUUGGCAAAUAUCACGAAAUUUGUUGUUUUAUGGCAGCAGUACAUUGCAAUACAUAAUAAGAAAAAAUAUAUAAAUUACAAUGAGAAAUAUAUAUAAUUAAAUGCUAGUGCAAAAAGAGAGGAAAAUACUGAGAUAGUGUUCAUUGUCCGUUCAGAAAUCUGAUGGUGGAGGGGAAGAAGCUGUUCCUGAAAUGGCUGCUUGAUGGUAGCAUUGAGAAGAGGGCAUCCUUCUCAAUGACAAGGUGAUGAGGAUCCUUCAUAGACAAUAGACAAUAGGUGCAGGAGUAGGCCAUUCAGCCCUUCGAGCCAGCAUCGCCAUUCAUUGUGAUCAUGGCUGAUCAUCCACAAUCAGUAUCCAGUUCCUGCCUUAUCCCCAUAACCUUUGAUUCUGCUAUCUUUAAGAGCUCUAUCCAUCUCUUUCUUGAAAGCAUCCAGAGACUUGGCCUCCACUGCCUUCUGGGGCAGAGCAUUCCAUAUAUCCACCACUCUCUGGGUGAAAAAGUUUUUCCUCAACUCCGUUCUAAAUGGACUACCCCUUAUUCUUAAAGUGUGGCCUCUGGUUCUGGACUCACCCAUCAGCGGGAACAUGCUUCCUGCCUGCAGCGUGUCCAAUCCCUUAAUAAUCUUAUAUGUUUCAAUAAGAUCCCCUCUCAGCCUUCUAAAUUCCAGUGUACACAAGCCCAGUCGCUCCAAUCUUUCGACAUAUGACAGUCCCACCAUCCCGGGAAUUAACCUUGUGAACCUACGCUGUACUCCCUCAAUAGCAAGAAUGUCCUUCCUCAAAUUUGGAGAGCAAAACUGCACACAGUACUCCAGGUGUGGUCUCACCAGGGCCCUGUACAGCUGCAGAAGGACCUCUUUGCUCCUAUACUCAAUUCCCCUUGUUGAGUGUUCCACCUUUCUGAGGCAUCACCUUUUGAAGAUGUCUUGGAUGCUGGGGAGACCAGUGCCCAUGAUCCAGGAUGGGGCUGGCUGAGUUUGCAACUUUCUACAGCUGUCUCUGAUCCUGUGCAGUGGCCCCUCCCUCCAUACCAGACAGUGAUGCAACCACUUAGAAUACUCCAGGCCCCCCCCCCAGUUCAUUCAAUUAAAUCAGUAGCUGAUCCUCUCAGUUUUACUUUCCCAAUUUCUCUGUGCAGCUAGUUAGCUAGUCAAAGGCUUAAGGUCUUUGCAUAGAAUAUAUCUGAUCUCUAAGCAUGGGAGUUUCAGCACAUCCUUCAUGUAAAAAUGUCCCCGCAGUCCAAGUUUGCUGACCACUUCCCCUGAAACAAUUCCCUCUAGUUCUCAACUCUCCAACCAGAAGAAGCAGCUUCUCAGUUCACAUCAUGUCGAUUUCUCACCUCAUGUUCUUCAAUGGAAUCACCUCUGAUUUGUUUGAAUGCAAUGAGAAUGCGUCAGUCUUUUCUGUCUAUCCUCAUGGAACAACCCACAUCCCAGAAAUUAAUCUUGUCAAUCUCUUCCGCACUGGUAUCAGGCAGGAGUGUCCUUUCUUCAGAGUAUAGUCAGUACUCCCUAUCAUUUCAUCCAAAUCAAUAAUGUUAACUGAACAUGGCAGAGGACUCAGUACUGAUUGCCGGCUCACUAACCAGCGCAAUAAUCGUUUGCCAGUCUGAACAUUCUUCCUUUUCUGUUCACCAAUUAUUUUAUAACGUUUUAUUAACAUCAAUAGAGUUAUAGAAGGCUACAGCACAAAAAUAGGCCCUUCAGCCCAUCUAGGCUGUGUCAAACCAUUAAUUUACUUUGUCCUAUUGACCUGCAGAUGGACAGGUGUGUUAUCAUUUCAAAUGUUUUAUGACAUUCACAGCUCCCCUAUUAAUCUGCCCUGCCAUAUCAUUAUAAAGAAUCAUUAGACUUAUCAGACCUGGUUAAUUUCAGUAAAACAUUGGCCUCCGUCUAAUUUGAUUUCUUUAUAACAAUGUCCUCAUUAAUAGUUCAAGGUUCAAGUGAAUUUAUUAUCAAAGUACAUAUGCAACCCUGAGAUUGGUUUUCUUGCAGGGAUUCACAGUAAGUACAGAAAAAUAUAGUGUACUAGAAUCAAUGAAAAACCACACACAACAAGACAGUAGUUAGCUGGCCUUGCAAUUUGCAGGCCAAUGGAUUUCCAAUUGCUUCCCAUCUCUCUCACUUCUUUCAUGAAUACAUUUUUCCUUCUUCCCGGUUGGUGAGCAUGUUUGAGAACCUUCAGUCAGUCAGUCGGUUAGUGCUGUCCCGAAUCCGGGGUUGGCGGCUGUGCACCUCCAUCUUCUUCGAUCUCGCGCUCUUUUCCUGGCCUCAGCGUAUCUCAGCCCAGUCCAUUGCCUCACAUUAUCGUACCAAGUGGUUCGCUGCCUUCCUCUUUCCCUCUUUCCUUCUGUCAUCCCUUCCAAUAACAAUUUCUGCAGUCCGGGUACUUGUUAAGAGCCUUAAAACACCAUUAAUGAAUCAGCUGCUACCAUAGCAACCUCUUUUGGAAUGCCACAAUUUCAGGCCAUUAGAUUCAAAGCAUUUUUUAAAACAUUUAAUCUUCUAAUUUUUCCAAUUGCUCUAAAUUUUCAGUCUCAUCGGAAUCCUGUUUGUCCAAUAUUACUGGUAAAUUUCCUGCAUUUUCUAUAAAAGGCAUACAUUGGCUGAAAGGCCUUAAAAAUGUCCUUACUUCAUUUAGCAAUGUCUCCUCUUCUGGGAUCUCACAAUUAUGUUCACACUUUAUGUAGUUUUACUUUUCUAUAUCACAAUAAUGCCAUUUUCCAUCUUCCUCUCCAUUGGUUGUGGGGACGUGGCCAAGUGGUUAAGGCGUUCGUCUAGUGAUUUCAAGGUCGCUAGUUGGAGCCUGAACUGUGGCACCGUGUUUGUGUCCUUGAGCAAGACACUUAAUCACACAUUGCUCUAGUGUCUGUGUGAGGAGUGGUGCCCCACACAGACUUCCAAUCUGCGCCUUGUAAGGCAUGAAAAUGCCCGACGCAGGCCUCUCAUGGUCUGAGUCGACGUUCCCCGCCCCCCCAUUGGUUAGUCAAUCCUUUACUGAAUUCUUUAAAAUCUUCAAGUUUGUUCAUUCCCUCGCUAUAGCCUUUUAACAUCAGAUUCACGAUGGAGUGAUCACCUUUCCUACAGAAUUCAUUUGCACUAAGUGGAUGGUCAUGAAGAAUUAGAAACAUAGAAAACCCACAGCACAAUACAGGCCCUUCGGCCCACAAUGCUGUGCCAAACAUGUCCUUACCUUAGCAAUUACCUAGGGUUACCCAUAGCCCUCUAUUUUUCUAAGCUCCAUGUACCUAUCCAGGAGUCUCUUAAAAGACCCUAUCGAAUCCAUCUCCACCACCAUCGCCAGCAGCCCAUUCCACACACCCACCGCUCUCUGCGUAAAAAGUUACCCCUGACAUCUCCUUUGUACUUACUUCCAAGCACUUUAGAACUGUGCCCUCUCGUGCUAGCUAUUUCAGCCCUGGGGAAAACCCUCUGACUAUCCACAUGAUCAAUGCCUCAUUAUCUUGUACACCUCUAUCAGGUCACCUCUCAUCUUCCGUCGCUCCAAGGAAAAAAGGCCGAGUUCAUUCAACCUAUUCUCAUAAGGAAUGCUCCCCAAUCUAGGCAACAUCCUUGUAAAUCACCUCUGCAUCCUUUCUAUGGUUUCCACAUCCUUCCUAUACUGAGGUGACCAGAAAUGAGCACAGUACUCCAAGUGGGGUCUGACCAGGGUCCUAUAUAACUACAAAAAUUGUGAAAUAUUUCUAUAAGGGUUUGCUAUUGUUCAUUUACAGUAAACUAUUUUCCCAAUGCAUCUGAACCAGCUCAUAUCUUUUUCCUUUUCUUUCUCCCAUAAUCCACUCUCCUCUCCUAUUAGAUUCAUUUAACCCAAGCUCUUUACCUUUCCCACCCACCUGGCUUCAACUAUCAUCUUAUACUUCUAACUGGUCCGCCUCCCCACUCCCCAUAACUUUUUAUUCUGGUGCUUUAUUCCCUUCCCAGUCUCAGCCCAAAAUGACGACUGUUUAUUAAUGUCCAUAGAUGCUGUCUGUCUUGCUAAGUUCCUCCAGCAUUUUGGGUGUGUUGCUCUGGAUUUCCAGCGUUUGCAGAAUCUCUUGUGUUUUCAAAACUUCCCUUCUGUAAAGCACCCACAUCCCAGCCAAGCACUAUCUGCCUGCUUAACUAACCGCAGUACCUGCACUAAGUAACCUGGCUUCUCCCCCAUUCCAGUCCAAUAUUGAAAAGCUAUCUCAGCUCGAAAGGUCGACGGUUUAUUUAUCUUCAUCAAUGCUGUCUGAUCUGCUGAGUCCCUCCAGCAUUUUGCAUAUGUUGCUCUGAAUUUCCAGCAUUUGCAAAAUCUCUUGUGUGUAAUUUUUAUUUCCAUUUUUGGUUUUUGUCUGUUUUCAAAUCAACAUCAAGUUCACUCUUAUUCUGAUCAAUUUCUUCCAGAGAAACCUCAAUGAUGAGAUCACUAAUCCAAUCUACAUCUCAAAGUCCUGUUCCCAUCGUGUUGCAAAUUUGAACUUCUCCAGUUUGAAUUGUCUAGUCUAUGUGAACAACGUAUGUCUGUCCCGCCUGCAACAUAUUUAUAUAAUCUUUGUGAUAAAAUGUUGAAAAAGAUUAUCAAAAUGAUGUAUGUGAUCAAUGUAGCUGUUAUUAAUCAAUGCAAUACUCCACCCUUCUUGUAGGAAUUUUCUCUCACAUUGGUCUGGCACAAUACUGUGGGCUGAAGAGCUGUAUGGUUCUAAUUAUUCCUCCCCAGUGGCUCUAUGUCAUCAGUUAUCAGAGCUAACCACAAAGUCUUGGCCAUGUGUUGCUGCCAACAGGUCUUCUGUCUUGUAAAUGCUACUAAAGCUUUUAUAAGCUUUACAUAAGCUUUUAUAGAUAUGUAAAAAGGAAAAGACUGGUAAAGACAAAUGUAGGUCCCCUGCAGACAGAAACAGGUGAAUUGAUUAUGGGGAGCAAGGACAUGGCAGACCAAUUGAAUAAUUACUUUGGUUCUGUCUUCACUAAGGAGGACAUAAAUAAUCUUCCAGAAAU
Mobula hypostoma (lesser devil ray) is the source of this 7143-nucleotide messenger RNA. RefSeq names its product proline rich membrane anchor 1 (gene prima1). The record is from RefSeq and is a predicted model, not a curated record. Lineage: Eukaryota; Metazoa; Chordata; Chondrichthyes; Myliobatiformes; Myliobatidae. The transcript has 5 exons. Bases 480 to 1028 code for a protein of 182 amino acids.